UUACCUAUAUAAGGACGAGAAAGAUGGAGAAUGAGGCUUCUUCUUACAACCUCACCACUGCUCUGGGAAACUACGCUGGUUGGAACACUAACUACGCGGACGCCUGCUGCCUUUCGUUUUUGGACCAGCUGGAACUUUCGCUAACUUGGAUUACCCGCUGGGACGAACAUUUGCUUGUUUGGGAACACUCAUUCAACAUUGAUCAAGAUGUCUGCCAGAGGGGGGAAAAAGAAGGCCACCAAGCUGUCUCGUUCAACCCGUGCAGGGGUCAUCUUCCCUGUUGGCCGAAUGAUGAGGUACCUGCGCACUGGCACACAUAAAUAUCGCAUUGGCAUGGGGGCACCUGUCUACAUGGCAGCAGUCAUCGAGUACUUGGCAGCUGAGAUUCUGGAGUUAGCCGGAAAUGCUGCACGAGACAACAAGAAAGGCAGAAUAACUCCAAGACAUAUUAAGUUGGCUGUGGCCAACGAUGAGGAGCUUAACCAGCUUCUUCGGGGUGUGACCAUAUCAAAUGGAGGAGUGCUGCCUCGCAUUCACCCAGAACUUCUUUCCAAGAAGAGAGGAAGCAGAGUCAAAGUGGACAGCCAAACAUCUGUCCCCGAGAAGCAGGAAUUACGCUCCAAAAACACCAAACCCGUCAAACCCUUGAAAAAGGUUAAGGGCAAACGAGGCCGAAAGUCAAAGAACAUAGACAAUGACAAAGAAUCUGUACCAAACUCCACAGUGGAAGAUGGUCCAGGAGAUGGAUUUACCAUCCUCUCAGCCAAGAGCCUGUUCCUGGGUCAAAAGCUUUCUCUUACAGUGACAGAAAUCAACAAAAUUGGAAUGAUGAAGGUUGAUGCUAUAAUUAACCCAGCAAAUGCAGAGAUGGACCUCAAAGAUGGUAUAGGCAACGCUUUGGAAAAAGCAGGAGGCCAAGAAUUCCUGCAAGACGUGAAGGAGCUACGGAAAGCACACGGACCAUUGGAGGUGGCAUCUGUGGCUGUGAGCCAGGCCAGUGGAAUGACGGCCCGCAUCAUCAUUCACUGCAAUUUUCCUCAGUGGGGAUCAGAGAAGUGUGAGGAACACCUAGAAAAGACCGUGGAAAAUUGCCUCUCAGCUGCAGAGGAGAAGAAGGUCAAGUCUUUGGCUUUCCCCUCACUCCCUGGUGGACGGAAUGGAUUCCCAAAGCCAACAGCUGCCCAGCUCAUCCUCAAGGCCAUCUCCAACCAUUUUGUGUCAUCCACCAACUCCUCCCUGAAAACCAUAUACUUUGUUGUGUUUGACAGUGAGAGCAUUGGAAUCUACCUUCAAGAAAUGGCAAAGUUGGACUCAAAGUGAGGAUUUUUCUUGGUCGGUAUUGACGAUAGUGUCAAUAGCUGACAACUACAGUGGCCCAGAAGUGCAAAACAACAAUAAAUUAUGAAACACGUUUACAUUUCAGAAACCACAUUAACAAAAGCACUUACCUUUCAGAAAACAAAUGAACAAAAGCAGAAACACUUAAAAAAGAUGAAACACGCUGGAAGGCAACGUCCCAUUUGACAUGACAUUUAUGAAACCCACAUCAUUUCUUGAAAAGAUCAACAUGACUGGCUCCAGUAUCGCGAGAAGGGUAGAUAUGGAAAGGUAUGCAGAUGUAAUAAGAUGUCGAUCUCAAAUUUCCAUUCAUCCAUUUUCUGAGCCGCUUAUCCUCACAACGGUCGUGAGAGUGCUGGAGCGUAUCCCACCUGUCAUCGGGUAUGAGCCAGGGUACACCUUGAACUGGUUGCCAGCUAAUUGUAGGGCACAUGGAAACACACAACAAUUGCACUCACAAUCACACCUUGAGACAAUUUAGAGUUUCCAAUGAAUGCAUGUUGGUGGGAGGAAAGCGGAGGGCCGGCAAAAUCCCAUGCAGGCACGGGGAGAACAUCCAAACUCCACAAAGGCGCGGCCGGGAAUUGUGCCCCGGCCCUGAGAACUGUGAGGCCAAUGGUUUACAGCUGCCCUACCGUGCUGCCGUUGAUUCCAAAUAUAAUUUUGAAAAUAAAUAAAAAGUUUGUCAUUAAUUGGACACUCUAAAUUGCCCCGAGGUGUGAUUGUGAGUGCAGCUGUUUGUCUCCAUGUGCCCUGCGAUCGGCUGGCAACCAGUUUAGGGUGUAGCCUGCCUCCUGCCUGUUGACUGCUGGGAUUGGUUCUGGUACUCCCCGCAACCCAUGUGAGGAUAAGCAGCAAAGAAAAUGGAUGGAUAAAAAGUUCAUUAUGGUUGGAUUUAGGACAGGUGUUCAUGUUUAAAGCAGUUAAGGUUUAGUUAGGGUUGGGAUUAUAGUGGUUUAAGGCUGCCGGAGGCCGAGCACCAAUGCCCAACCUGACUGAACUAUGCAACAGUGUGUGUGUUUUGGCAACUAUUUUCAUGAGUGGGCAAUCAGUUAGGCACUGGUUUUGACAUGAUUACAAAUUCUAAUCACUGUUCCACAGGGUCUUUAGGUCCCAUUUUAGACUUAGUCAAAAUGCACAGAAGCUUUCCCCUACGGUGAAAAUAAAAUUUUCAGCCUGUGAGCCGUGCUGCUGCAUUGGUUCGGCUCAAACAAUAUAAAUUGUAUGUAAAGCAUCAAAUGGUAUCAGUCUUAAACUAAAUUCGCGUGUAUGUCAAUGACAAGCAUUGCUUGAGACCAGUAUGUCUGCAAAUACCACCAGCAUGCUCUCUCAACAGCCUCCCUCAACUCUUAAAUCUCUUUUUAUGGUUCAAGAGAUGUGAUCAAGUAAAAUACAUUGUGUAGACAGCAUCAAACACCAACAUUCGCUAUUUGGGCUACACAUCUCAUUAUAUCAGAAUCAGCUUUAUUGGCGAAGUAUGCAAGAACACAAGGAAUUUGUCUUGUUUUCUGGGUGGCGUACCCCUCCUCACAUGAUGCAGAAGCCAAUCAUGGUUAAGCGUGUGAAAGGAUGAGAGAUUUCCACCAACAUUCCCUUUCCUUUUCUAAAAAUAUUUUUGCUUCUGUGAAUCUAUUUUCUGAAAUGUAAGUGUUUCAGUGGUUAAUUUUUUUCCCCUAAAAUGUAACAGUUUGAGCUUUUCUGUUUUCUGAAAUGUGUUCCACAAUUUGUUGUAUUGUUUUGCACUUCCAGGCUAACUGUUAUAGAUUUAAGUGAAAUUAAGAGGAAAUGUGAAUUGAGUGGAACGCUGUUGUUUAUGUUGCUGUCCCUUAGAGAUUAGGUUAUUUAAGUCCUUUAAAUUUGCCCUUAUGUUUGCUGUGUCACAGAUGUUUUUACAUUCCAUGUACAAAUAGAAGUUAUUUCGUGGCUUCUGUAGUUUCCGAUACACUUGUUACCAAAAAAUAAAUAAAAAAAUAA
Messenger RNA from Syngnathoides biaculeatus (alligator pipefish), 3312 nucleotides. Its product is annotated as core histone macro-H2A.2. Gene Ontology annotation, cellular component: nucleosome. Gene Ontology annotation, molecular function: protein heterodimerization activity; DNA binding; structural constituent of chromatin. Bases 208 to 1320 code for a protein of 370 amino acids. Lineage: Eukaryota; Metazoa; Chordata; Actinopteri; Syngnathiformes; Syngnathidae. The record is from RefSeq and is a predicted model, not a curated record. The transcript is spliced from 9 exons.